This is a messenger RNA of Medicago truncatula (barrel medic), 1485 nucleotides long. RefSeq names its product protein JINGUBANG. NCBI's taxonomy places the organism in Eukaryota, Viridiplantae, Streptophyta, Magnoliopsida, Fabales, Fabaceae. Gene Ontology annotation, molecular function: protein binding. The transcript has a single exon. The coding region runs from base 101 to 1447 and encodes 448 amino acids. The record is from RefSeq and is a predicted model, not a curated record.
AAUAGUCUCUCACUUUCUAAAUUUCCACACAAACAUGUCUCUAUAAAUUCCAACCAAUCCAAUAAAACAUUCUCAAAGAACAACAUACCCAAAAAUAAAAAUGGUACUUCUUCAAUGUCCUUGUUGUUGCUACACACAAAACCAACAACAAAAACAAAAAACACAACCUCAUUCUCAUGAUCAUAUUCAUUCAGAAUCAUCAACUUCUUCUUCUCUUUCUUCACAACCAAGUUUACCUUCUGUUCCUUCUCUCACUUCACAACAAUCUCAGGCCACAUAUCACAAACUUCUAACAACAAUCAAUGGUCACUCUUCACCCAUCUCAUCCCUUGCUUUACACUCUAAAUUUCUCUUUAGUGGCUCUUCCAAUAGUGAAAUAAGAAGAUUUGACAAAGACCCUUUUGCUCUUCAAGGUUCAAACAAUAUCAACAACUUGGUAGCAAUCAGUAAUGGAUCAAAAUCAACCAUUAAGUCAAUGAUUGUUGUUAAUGAUAUGUUAUUUAGUGCUCAUCAAGAUCAUAAAAUCCGUGUUUGGAAAAUCGAGACAACGAUGACUAGUAAUAGUACUAAUCAAGAUCAGAGGCUGUUUAAAUGCAUAGCAACACUUCCAACAUUCAAUGAUCGUUUUUCGAAGCUUUUUUCAUCGAAAAACUACGUUGAAGUUCGGAGACAUAAGAAGUAUACAUGGGUGAAUCAUAUUGAUGCUGUUUCUUCUCUUGCUGUUUCGAAAGAUGGAUUGUUUCUUUACUCGGCUUCGUGGGAUAGAACAUUCAAAAUUUGGAGAGUUUCAGAUUUCAAGUGUUUAGAGUCAGUGAAAAGUGCACAUGAAGAUGCAAUCAAUGCAAUCGUUGUUUCAUCUUCUGGGGUUGUUUAUACAGGUUCAGCUGAUAGAAAGAUCAAAAUUUGGAGGGAAAAAAACCAUGAAGAAGAUGAGAAAAUGAAAAGUAAAAAGAAAAAGCAUUUUUUGGUUGGAACAUUGGAGAAGCAUAAAUCAGCUGUGAAUGCAUUAGCACUUAACAAAGAUGGAUCAGUUUUAUAUUCAGGUGCUUGUGAUAGAUCAAUUUUAGUUUGGGAAAAAAGCAAUAGCAUUAUUCGAAAUUGUUCCGGACUAGACCAAGACCCAGACGACGAAAAUAUGGUGCUAGUUGGUGCCCUAAGAGGGCAUACUAAGGCUAUAUUAUGUUUGGUUGUGAUGGAUGAUUUAGUGUGUAGUGGAUCAGCUGAUAAUAGUGUUAGAUUAUGGAAAAGAGGAAUUGAUGAAAAAAGUUAUACAUGUUUGGCUGUUUUGCAAGGUCAUAGAAAAGCUGUUAAGUGUUUGGCUAUAGCAGAUGAUUCCAAAAGUGGUAAAAAUGGUGGGGUUGAUGAUGAUGGUAGUUCUUAUCUUGUUUACAGUGGUAGUCUUGAUUGUGAUAUCAAAGUUUGGCAAAUACGCGUUCCCUUGAUUUGAUUUUUAUCAUAUACUAUUACUAUUUUUUUGUUCUUGUA